AUGAGGUCCCUGUGGCUGUGCUGGGCGCUCUGGGCACUGCCCCUGACGGGCCCCGGGGCCGCCCUGACCGGGGAGCAGGUGCGGGCCAGCCUGCUGCGGCAGCUGGGCCUGCACGAGGCGCCCGUCCUGGACCAGCGCGACGUGGAGGGGCUGGUCACCCCGGCCCACGUGAGGGCCCAGUACGUGGCCCUGCUGCAGCGCAGCCACGGCGCCCACUCCCGCGGGAAGAGGUUCAGCCAGAGAGUCCGAGAGGUGGCGGGCAGGCUGCUGGCGGCCGAGGCCUCCACGCACCUGCUGGUGUUCGGCAUGGAGGGGCGCCUGCCCCCGAACAGCGAGCUGGUGCAGGCCGUGCUGCGCCUCUUCCAGGAGCCGGUCCCCAAGGCCGCGCUGCGCAGGCUCGAGCGGCUGUCCCCGCACGGCGCCCGCGCCCGCGUCACCGUCGAGUGGCUGCGCAUCCACGAGGACAGCUCGAACCGCACCUACUUGGUGGACUCCAGGCUGGUGUCCCUCCAGGGGAGUGGCUGGAAGGCCUUCGACGUGACCGAGGCCGUGAACUUCUGGCGCCAGCUGGGCCGGUCUGGGCAGCCGCUGCUGCUGCAGGUGUCCGUGCAGAGGGCGCACCUGGGCCCGCGGGCCUCGGGCGCCCACACGCUGCUCCGCUUCGCGUCCCAGGGCCAGGAGGGCACGGGGCAGGGCGAGCCCCAGCUGGAGCUGCACACCCUGGACCUCGGGGCCUACGGAGCUCAGGGCGACUGUGACCCCGAGGCGCCGGCGGCGGAGGGCGCCCGCUGCUGCCGCCAGGAGACCUACGUUGACCUGCGGGGCAUGCGGUGGGCCGAGAACUGGGUCCUGGAGCCCCCGGGCUUCCUGGCCUACGAGUGUGUGGGCGCGUGCCAGCAGCCCCCGGAGCCCCCGACCUUCAGGCGGCCGUUCCCGGGGCCGCGACAGUGCGUCGCCUCGGAGACGACCUCGCUGCCCCUGAUCGUGGGCGUCAAGGAGGGCGGCAGGCCCAGGCCCCAGGUGGUCAGCCUGCCCAACAUGAGGGUGGAGAAGUGCAGCUGCGCGUGGGACGGGGCGCCCGUGCCCAGGAGGCUGGGGCCUUAGGGCUGGCCGUGGCCACCGAGCUCUCCGAUGGACGGGUGCACCGCCCGGGGCCUCGGUGCAGAUCUUCCAACUUAGCACCAUAGCCCUGGCCCCUGCGGUAACUUUCCUGCCUACAUGCCCCUCCCCCUGUCCUCCUGUCCCUCCGUCACCCCAAGCACUUACAGGAGUAACUAAUGCAGCGGGAUUGCCGAGUUCCAGAAGGAAUCCCAGACUGCUCUGUAGAGGAUGUAGCCAAGCACGGACAGAUGGUGAGCCGGGACCUUCUCUGGCAAAUUCGCAACGAAGCUUGGGGACAACACACCCCAAUGAUGAGAACGGGAGAAACAGACUGAUUUACUCUAUGGCAGGAGGGAUUAAAACACAACCAAAAACUUCCCGUUUCCUCUACAACCGUUUCCCCAACACGUUGACCCAUUCUGGACUUUUGUAAACGCCCUUGGGUCCCCCGCUCCCUGGGAGAUGGCUGGGAGGGAGGACGAGGGGCAGU
Prionailurus viverrinus (fishing cat) is the source of this 1591-nucleotide messenger RNA. Its product is annotated as left-right determination factor 1-like. The record is from RefSeq and is a predicted model, not a curated record. Gene Ontology annotation, cellular component: extracellular region. Bases 1 to 1104 code for a protein of 367 amino acids. NCBI's taxonomy places the organism in Eukaryota, Metazoa, Chordata, Mammalia, Carnivora, Felidae. Gene Ontology annotation, biological process: SMAD protein signal transduction; BMP signaling pathway. The transcript is spliced from 4 exons. Gene Ontology annotation, molecular function: growth factor activity; cytokine activity; transforming growth factor beta receptor binding.